Molecule: messenger RNA, 165 nt
Organism: Heterobasidion irregulare TC 32-1
Lineage: Eukaryota; Fungi; Basidiomycota; Agaricomycetes; Russulales; Bondarzewiaceae
Exons: 2
Coding region: 1-165 (54 amino acids)
Source: RefSeq, a predicted model, not a curated record
AUGCCUGGUCGCUAUCACCUCCAAGACGAUCUUGCGUCACCAUUCCCGAGCGUCCAGCCGCAGAGGAGUAGUAAUCAUAGGUAUUCGUCAGCAUCCCAAGUCAGUAUUUGUUUAGUCAGAGGCUGCACAAACAUCGUUCUUCGUUCCGACCUCGUCUGUAAUUGA